UUGUUCAAAAGUCUGGAAUCACCUGUCAUAUUUGAUGACAGGAAGAGAAGCAGUUGUAACCAUUUUCUCUCAAUUACACUUAAAUUUGAAUUGACUUUUCAGUCCCUAAAAGCCUGAGUGACCUGACAUAAUUAUUGAACUCAAUACUUUAGGAACCCACUUUUUUGAAUAGGUCAUUUGUCAGUUCAUAGUAUAUUGAGCUGAUAUUCAUUGAUCCAAAUCCAAUGGCGCUAACACUAGACUAACUUUCCAUUAGUAAUUUUGGAGGUUCAUUCCAGCUUGUUAUAGGCAUCACUGGGCACUUUUCACAUAAAAAGGGAACCUGUUCCUGUUUCAACUUGUGCACAUUUUGAUGCCAAACUUCCAGUUUCUUUUACCAGCAACCUCUGAUUUCUUACAAUCUUAUUUAACUGGUAUUUUGAAACAUUUUGCAUAGUUUUGUUCUCCAUGUACAUACCAUAAAUGUUUCUGCAAACCCUUCAUACAAAACAGCAAUUAUUUGUAAAGAGAACUUUCUUCAAAUUAAUAGUCUGAAAGAUCAUUCUGAAACACUGAGUGGUUCUCUCAGCUACCAAAUCAACCUUCGGUGGCAGUCAUUUAAGAUAAGAUAAGAUAAUCCUUUAUUAGUCCCAUUACUGGGAAAUUACAGUGUUACAGCAGCAACAGAAUAUAGAGGGUGCAAAACAUGCAAUAAUAAGGGAAGGAUGAGCAUUCAAAAAGAAUAAAAAGAAUAAAUACACAGGAAACAAAUACCUGCAGCUGUACACAUUUCCGGACUUUUGAAAGGUAGUGUACGUAAUUAAAGUUUAACAAACAGUUUAAAGCAGGAUAUUAAGAGGAAAAAACAUUUGGUGGGAUUUCAUGAAUGGUCAUACUUCAUCAUACUGGGAAGGGAGGAUGUCCAUAUUUCAUGUUAAUUUUCACAUGUCUGACUUUUUUCCUUUUUUUUUUUCCUUUUGUCUUUGUCAUCACAGCCGCCCAAGAGGAACCGACAAACGAGCCACAGGUGGAGGAAGAAGAAUCUCCGGGAUCUGAGUCAGACGGAGAGGGAGAAAGGCGUCCAAAGGGGAAGAAGGAAAAGAAAAAAGGUGGACAAGGACGUGGAGAAGAAAUGAGAGGAAGCCAUGGUGGUGGUCGUGGAGGUCAUGGAGGUCAUCAUGGAGGUCAUCAUGGAGGUCAUGGAGGUCAUGGUGGUGGUCGUGGGGGCAAAUCAUGAAGAAAUCUGUGAAUUGCCAUUCAGUGACAAUGAUUGCAAAGAAUUAAAGAAUUGAAGACAUUUUUAAUAGUCCAAUAAACUUGAGAAAAAAAAGGCAAGAC
Messenger RNA from Scatophagus argus, 1317 nucleotides. Its product is annotated as probable H/ACA ribonucleoprotein complex subunit 1. Lineage: Eukaryota; Metazoa; Chordata; Actinopteri; Scatophagidae. The transcript is spliced from 4 exons. The coding region runs from base 866 to 1216 and encodes 116 amino acids. The record is from RefSeq and is a predicted model, not a curated record.